Spodoptera frugiperda (fall armyworm) is the source of this 1222-nucleotide messenger RNA. RefSeq names its product trypsin, alkaline C-like. The coding region runs from base 51 to 920 and encodes 289 amino acids. Gene Ontology annotation, molecular function: serine-type endopeptidase activity. Gene Ontology annotation, biological process: proteolysis. The transcript has 5 exons. The record is from RefSeq and is a predicted model, not a curated record. NCBI's taxonomy places the organism in Eukaryota, Metazoa, Arthropoda, Insecta, Lepidoptera, Noctuidae.
AUUGAAACACUCUGUAUAGUUAAGCAGCCUUUCAUUGAUAAACUUGUUCAAUGGGUAUAAAGCCUUCCCCUAGCCGCAGUCUGGUGUGUACUCCACUGGGUCAAGACACAGCAAUGACUUCUGUUGCAUACUUCUUCCUAGCUAUCUUAGCUGUUGCUGCGGCAGCACCGGAGGGCCGCAUCGUGGGAGGCGACCAUGUGACCAUUGAGGAGUUCCCCUACGCAGUCGCGGUCACCUACCUGUACCCUGGACCCGGCAUCACCGUGCAGCGCUGUGUCGGCAGUUUGGUCUCCUCUUUCCAUGCCCUCACGUCCGCCUACUGUUUCACUGGCGCCAUUUUGGACAAUAUGAGAAUCCGUGCGGGCUCUACAAACUCUCUCUCUGGCGGAACUGUGGUGGAAAUCGACACCUUCGUGAAGCACCCUGACUACACGGAGACUCCUCGAUCCAAUGACAUUGCAGUCACCUUCCUGAAGACUCCGCUCGGCAUCAGCAACGUCAUCAAUGUCCUGUUCCUGCCUCCCGCCAACUAUAUCAUUCCCGACGGACAAUCUGUUAAGGUUGUGAGCUGGGGAUUCGAAUCUGAGGGCGGAAAUCAACUAGAAACCCUGAAGACAGUGUUCCUGAACAAACUCAGCCUUGCCGACUGCCAGGCAGUGUACGGAGACACCAGCAGCGUUGAAAUCUCAGAUUCCGUAAUCUGCGCAUCUGCGGCCGGUAAGGGUAUGUGCAUGGGUGACUCUGGUGCACCCAUGGUGAUCAACAACGUCAUCGUAGGAGCCUCCUCUUUCUACAAGGAUUGCCUUGAUGAUGAGUUCCCUGAUGUCUUCACCAGGGUCGACAGAUACACCAACUGGAUCCUAGAUGUGGCUACAUCUGGUGGCCGUAAAGCUGACAUAAGGGUAGCCCCUAGCUUGUAAAGUUUGCAAAACUACUAAACAAUUAAUGUCUAAAUACUCAAACGCUACUCAAUUUUAAGACGCUCUCAAGACUAGUUCUGUCGCUAUCGAUUCUUUAUAAAAUGACAGAGAUAGCACGAUAUUUAAGUACAACUUAAGAUUGAGUUGCAUUUCAGUAUUCGGGCGUAUGUCAGAUAAAAAGUCGACUGUAUUUUGGAAAUUCUUACUUUUAAAGUAUCAAAAUUACGUGAUCUGUUCUUUCUCAUCGACGGCUGUGUAUUAGCAGCGAGUUUACUUUUAAGCAAUAUUAAAAUAUAUUUUUU